UGAAUCACCGCCUCUCUCCUCUUAUAAACCAAACCCUCACAAAUCUCAUCAUCAAGACGAGACCCUCUCCAAAUCCAAAUCUUUUCUCUUCUCUCCUAUAUAAACUCAAAACAAAAACCUAUAAAAGACUCUUCUUUUCAAACGUCUCCCUCUUAUUUUCCUCAAUUUCCCCCCUUUUUUAUUUUGUAGAUUUACCCCUUAAAUCCCCUAAUUUUUGUUUUUUUUUUUUUUUCUUUUAAAGGGUGUUGAAUAUGAUUAGAUUUGGAUAAAACUGUGGGAUAUUUCAUUCAUCUCCCCCAAAUUUUGUUGCUUUACCCCUUUAGAAACGCUAAUUUUUUGGUGAACGGGUUGAAUUUGAUUAGAUUCAGGCGAAGUUGUUUUACCCCUUUAAAAUCCCUAAUUUUUUGGUGAGCUGGUUGAAUUCGAUUAGAUUUGGGCGAAAUUCGAUAUGGGUUUUCCGAUUUUGGUUAUUUAGAGAAAAAACCAGGAAUUUUUUAGGGGAAAUUGGGGUUUUUUGGUGGGGUUUUUCGGGUGAGGAACAAAAAAGUGAAUGGCAGAACAAGGUGGCUUGGAAGGGAGCCAACCAGUGGAUCUUUCCAAGCACCCAUCUGGCAUUGUUCCCACUCUUCAGAACAUUGUAUCAACUGUGAACUUAGAUUGCAAGUUGGAUCUUAAGCAAAUUGCACUGCAAGCUCGAAAUGCAGAAUACAAUCCCAAGCGUUUUGCUGCUGUCAUUAUGAGAAUCAGGGAGCCAAAAACUACAGCUUUGAUUUUUGCCUCUGGAAAGAUGGUCUGCACCGGUGCUAAAAGUGAACAGCAAUCUAAACUGGCUGCAAGGAAGUAUGCCAGAAUUAUCCAAAAGCUUGGGUUUCCUGCUAAGUUCAAGGACUUCAAAAUUCAGAAUAUUGUCGGGUCCUGUGAUGUCAAAUUUCCUAUCAGACUGGAAGGUCUUGCAUACUCCCAUGGUGCCUUUUCAAGUUAUGAACCAGAACUCUUUCCAGGCCUGAUCUAUCGUAUGAAACAACCAAAGAUUGUCCUUCUUAUUUUUGUGUCAGGGAAGAUUGUGAUUACUGGAGCUAAGGUGAGAGAUGAGACAUACACAGCCUUUGAGAAUAUAUAUCCUGUCCUUACAGAGUUCAGGAAGAACCAACAAUGAUAUACCUCUGAAUGGAACUUUGACCCGGUUGUAGAUAGUAGGUUUUCCUCCGCCAUGGUGUUUGGAGUUGGAUUUGAAGUUUGAAUAUACGAAGAACGGGGAUUGGCACCUGGCUCUUUGGCUGUGGUUGUUACAUGGGGUCUUCUUUUUCCUUAAACUAAAGUUUAGAGUUGGAUUUGAAGUUUGAAUAUACGAAGAACACGGGGAUUGGCACCCAGCUCUUUGGCUGUGGUUGUCACAUGGGGUCUUCUUUUUCCUCAAACUAAGUACGGUGCUUGGAUGGAUGGUAUAUCAUUUGUGUAAUUAGUAACUUAGGAGGGAAGAGCAAACUGAAAAAAACAUGUUCAGGGUUACCUGUUGUAGACAUUUUACUUUCAAAUAAAAUAAUAGUAACUUCACUAAAAUUUUGACCCCG
This is a messenger RNA of Durio zibethinus, 1571 nucleotides long. Its product is annotated as TATA-box-binding protein. Gene Ontology annotation, molecular function: DNA binding. The record is from RefSeq and is a predicted model, not a curated record. NCBI's taxonomy places the organism in Eukaryota, Viridiplantae, Streptophyta, Magnoliopsida, Malvales, Malvaceae. Gene Ontology annotation, biological process: DNA-templated transcription initiation.